Molecule: messenger RNA, 405 nt
Organism: Phalaenopsis equestris
Lineage: Eukaryota; Viridiplantae; Streptophyta; Magnoliopsida; Asparagales; Orchidaceae
Exons: 1
Coding region: 1-405 (134 amino acids)
Biological process (GO): mRNA catabolic process
Molecular function (GO): mRNA binding; demethylase activity
Source: RefSeq, a predicted model, not a curated record
AUGGAGUAUACUGCCACCAGACUGCAUACCAAACAGUUGCAUCAUCAACACAAUUGCAUCAUCAACAUUUAUGAUGAGGGGAGCUGCAUUCCUCCCCAUAUUGACCAUCAUGAUUUUUUUGGACCCUUCUGCACAGUGUCUUUUUUCAGCAAAAGCAAUAUACUCUUUGGAAAAGAGAUUGGCAUUGUUAGCCCAGGGGAAUUCAGAGGGUCAGUUGAGAUUCCACUACCUCUAGGAUCGGUUCUAGUAUUAGAUGGAAAUGGUGUUGAUUUAGCUAAAAAUUGCAUUCCAGGAGUGCGACAUCCCCGAGUUUCCGUAACCUUCAGAGGAAUGCGGGAUGACAAGAUACCACAAGGAUUCCUAUCAGAUCCUGAGCUGGAGAAGUUGCAGCCAUAUGAGUUAUGA